AUGGGCCGCAAACCUAAUCAACUAAUCCUCGAGUUCUUCCACCGGGGCCCGAAGUUGGAAGACGCGAGCAAUCGAUACCAACACACGUGCAAGGCGUGUGGUGAGGUAUUUCCCAAGGGUCGCAUCGAUAGCCUUACCAACCACCUGGUCAAGAAAUGCCAGGCCAUCCCCCUCCGUGAUCGUCAACGCGUCUUGAUGCGACUCCACGAACUUCCCGACUUGACGGAUGCUGAGUCUAACAAGGAUUCCCCCAAUGGAAAGGGAAAGUCGGGCGAGGGUGGUUUCCCCAACAGACAGAAUUUUGACGGCCUCAAUGUGCUGGCCGAGGCGUCGCGUCAGGUCGGCGCUUCCGACGUGACCAAGCGGCCCGGAUACACUCAGUCUGUGACUGCUGGCGGCAAGACCGUGAUUGUUGACCCCGCGCUUGAAGCCGAAGGAUUCCAGGGACAGACACAAGGAUCUGAUGCUCAGAUUGAGGGCACGGCAAAUGCCGAAGGCACUCCGCAGUCGUCCAAUGCUCCUAGUAUCCCUGCUCUUCCAAGUCACACUCCCAACGAUCACCACGGAUCCAUCUCCCCACCUCUUGGCGAUACUUCCAUGUCGCCUGAAUCCACAUCCAAUGCGCGCCAGUCUCAACUGUCGAUGAUUGCGGCAUCUGCCAAUGAGAUGGUCCCCCAGGGACUGUCCAUGGAUGGCGACGGCAUGGGUCCAGAUGGUAUCAAAAUUGGCCAGUGGCCCCAGCAACUGUCCACCCACGAGCAACUUCUGUUUGACAGCUUGGCGGAGCAUGACCCGUCGUUGACUGCGGCCACUCAACGAGCUGCAUCAUACCCUCGCCCUAUUGCCAUGAACCCUAACACCCAGGCCAAGGGAUUUGUCAAUGAAUUCGGCAACUCCACCAAACCUAUGAAGCCCAAGGUUCGGGGACGCUUCAGUGCAGAGCGACGCCGUGAAGUUCAAGAUGUGCGAAAGAAGGGUGCAUGCCUUCGUUGCCGCAUGCUCAAGAAACCCUGCUCCGGCGAUACCCCUUGCACCACAUGCGCUAGCGUGGAGAGUGCCCGCCUGUGGAAGCACCCGUGCCUGCGCACCCGCCUUUCCGAUGAAUUCGAACUUUACAAUGCUAAUCUUAACUCCACACUUGCCUAUCAUGACACCAACAGCAUCAAGAAUCAGGUCAAGUUUGAGCACUACUCUGGCCGCAUUGAAGUUACCCAUUUUGAGGAAAGCAAUUCUUUCAUGACCUUCAGCGGCCUCCAGGGUCACCGGCAAUCGGUAUCUGCCCUUGAUCCGCAACUGCAAGCCUUGGGUGAUGACCAAUUCUCUGGAUCUUUGCAGGAGGUUUACCUGCUAGAUGCCGACGCAGAUGACAUUCCCAGCAAGCUGGAGAUGUACAUCAAGAAGAACGCGUCUUACUUCUAUGAGCGGGAGACCUCGCCUUUCAUGAAGCCUACUCUGCUUCUUGCUGCUGAGCUCAACCAAUCUAAGAAGGAUAUCCUUUUGGAGCGUGUGCUGGAGCUUUGGGUCGCCACUCACAUCCUCGUCGACACUGAACUGACCUGGAAGACCUACUACAACCCCACCUUGCCUCCUAACUCCCUUCAUUCCCUUUCACAGCCCUCCGAUGAGGGUCGCCUGCCCAUUGAAGAGGUCUCCGACCCGGAGUCGUAUGGCCUUCUCUGCAGCCAGCUCCGUGCUGCCAUGGAAAAGCGGGCUUCGCAGUUGAGCAAGUUCGUCAUCAACGACCUCGAGCGUCGACUUCUCCAGCGUCAGAAGUGUGGCUGGUUCGAUACUUUUAUCGUCGCCAUUAUUCUCCUCAACUGCGUGGAGCGCACAUGCUGGCUAUUCCGCUCUUGGGACAACAAGGACUUUUCUCAGCGUUGGCCUCUUGACAAGCGUCCCCCCUACUACUUCAACCAAUCCGACCGUUUUGCCGAUAUCCUGGAGAUGCUUCUGCGCAUGCGCCACAUUCCUCCUAAGGCGACCUUCCGUCCCGACAAUGGAAUCCUGAAGGCGGUUGAUGGUAGCGACGAGCACGCUGUCCGUUGGUUUGACAUGAUCCAACUUACUCCUUACUUUAUUGAAGAGCGCAAGAACGCCGUCUUCGACCAGUACGACUCGCGUUCUCUCGAUUGUCACCACAGUGCCAAUCUUCUCGAGCCUAGCAACGCCACCUAG
Molecule: messenger RNA, 2175 nt
Organism: Penicillium salamii
Lineage: Eukaryota; Fungi; Ascomycota; Eurotiomycetes; Eurotiales; Aspergillaceae
Source: the annotation of a GenBank genome assembly